AUGACAAUUUCCUCCACCCCACAACCCGACGGAGGCUACGGCUGGGUCAUCGUCUUCGCCAGCGCCCUCACCAACUUCAUCACUCUCUCCCUCAUCCAAUGUUUCGGGCUCAUCCUCAAAGACACCUUCACGGAGCUCCACCUGUCCGCCAUGGAAGGCGCACUCAUCAUCAACCUCAACGGCGCCUUCGGCAUGCUCACGGGCCCCAUCACCGGAGUGCUGCAAAAGGUCUACGGGUGCCGCAUCACCGCCUUCGGUGCCGCUCUUCUGCUCACGACGGGAAUGGUGCUGACGUCGUUCUCGAGGAGCUUCCUCGCCAUCGUGGGGUCGUACGGAAUCGUCACUUCUUUGGGGAUGCAGAUGAGUGAGUCUACGCAGAGGUUGGCGAUAAAUCUGUACUUCAAGAAGAAGCGGAGUUUGGUGACGGGGUUCGUGAUGACGGUGGCGGGGUUCGGGCCUAUUCUCAUCCCCCAGCUUAUUGGGAUUCUGCUCAAGGUGUACUCCACGGAGGAGGUGAUUUUGUUGUAUGGGGGGAUGUGUGCGCACAUUUUCGUGGCGGCGGCGCUUCUUCAGCCGGUGGAGUGGCACGUGGAGGGUAAAGGGACACGUGAGGAAAAAAUCGAAUUGAAGGAGUUAGGGAAAACUGUGGCCCGGAUUUUCGAUUUAGAUCUUCUCAAAGAUCCAGUUUUUGACAAUAUUUUGGCGGGGUUGGCUUUGGCGAGUUUUGCGGAGCUCAACUUCACCCUUCUCAUCCCUUUUAUUCUCCACGACUACGAUUUGACCACCGACCAGAUCGCCACGUUUCUUUCCACCCUAGGUGUAGCAGAUAUGAUUUCGAGAUUCCUGAGCCCUUACGUGGGUAACUACUUCAAGAAGCCCUCCAGACUCAUGUUCGCCUAUUCGCUCGUUAUCCUAAUGAUAAUUAAAUUCACUAUUAUUCUCUUCGACAACUACUACGUCUUAUUAAUUAUUGGCUUUACCCUUGGAAUGGCGAAAGGCAUACGGAAGGUGUACAUGUGGUUGGUCAUUCCGGACUAUGUGUCCCUGGAAAAAUUACCAUCGGCUGCUGGGAUGGACAUGCUGGCGAGAGGUUGCUGCAUUUUGAUUGGAGGCCCGAUUUUGGGGGUCCUGAGGGACGCUACAGGGAGUUACACGAUUUGUAUCAUCGUGAUGAAUUGUAUCACCAUUACGACGAUACUUAUGUGGGCCACGGAGGCGAUUAUUAAGAGGUUUAAAAGGAGAAAUUUGGAGUUUGAAAGUGAGGUCGAAGGGAUGAGUUCUGGUAAAUAA
This is a messenger RNA of Zophobas morio, 1290 nucleotides long. Its product is annotated as monocarboxylate transporter 12-like. Gene Ontology annotation, molecular function: monocarboxylic acid transmembrane transporter activity. The record is from RefSeq and is a predicted model, not a curated record. The transcript has 5 exons. Bases 1 to 1290 code for a protein of 429 amino acids. Gene Ontology annotation, cellular component: membrane. Gene Ontology annotation, biological process: transmembrane transport. NCBI's taxonomy places the organism in Eukaryota, Metazoa, Arthropoda, Insecta, Coleoptera, Tenebrionidae.